AUGGCACGCGUACUCGAGGUGCAUCUGAUCGCCGUCGGUGAGCUCGGCCUGGGCGGCCUGUUCGCCGUUCGUCUGGCGCACGCCCACCUAGACCGAGGACUCGCGCUCGCCCCUGUCCUGGCCCACGCGCGCUGGCGAAGAAGCCGUCUAAGCUGGCGUUGUCCCGAGCAUCCGGGAACCCCGGCUCGGUGGCGCGGUGCCCUCCGCAGACUGAAUCACGCAUUCGUCGAGAGGAAUUUGUGGUUCAGAGUCCCUCCGCAGCCGAGUUACUGGUCAGCCGCAAGGGGCGCCCACACGGGACCUCAGGUUGAGGUUGAGGACGAGUGUCUCACCUCAUUAUGGCUUAUUAGUAAGUUCGCCCUUUUCUUCAUAAGGUUAGCAACGGAAAAGACAUCUGCUACGUUCAUGGUUUACGAAUAG
Messenger RNA from Annulohypoxylon truncatum, 420 nucleotides. RefSeq lists its product as uncharacterized. The coding region runs from base 1 to 420 and encodes 139 amino acids. Lineage: Eukaryota; Fungi; Ascomycota; Sordariomycetes; Xylariales; Hypoxylaceae. The record is from RefSeq and is a predicted model, not a curated record. The transcript has 2 exons.